CUUACAGCCCGCUAGCAUUCUGUGCAUACAUUUGUGGCUUAACUCGACGCAGACCCGAGCUGAGGUGCUGAACGCAGCUAAGGAGCUCUAAACUAUCGAACGGCAGCGAACGGACCGUGUACAAAGCCGCCCACAGGCCAGUACAGACUGCUGCACUUUGUCAGGCAGCAUAGCUCGUCGCAGCCGUCCGCGCGCGGGAGCAGCAGUCGUGCAGCAUAAAUUCGUGCCGCGACCCAUUCGCUCGCAACGCAGCCGUGCCGUGCAAGUUACGUCGCAGAAGUGCAAAGAUGCGCUACGCCUUCACCACGACCGUCAAAGACGGCAAGAUGGAGGAGUACCUCCACUACCACGACCACAUCUGGCCCGAGGUCUGCCGGGGGCUCCGCGCCGCCGGCGUGACGCAGCUCACGAUCUUCCGCGCUCCUAACACGUCGACGCUCUUCCUGUACGUCACGACGGCCGGCGCCACGGAUCUUGGCGAAGCGACUGGCCCGCGGAGCCGCUACCGCGAGGACCCCAAGUGCCAGGAGUGGGAGGAGCUCAUGGACGCGGACUUCCACGGGGGCUGGACCGCGCUCGACGAGGUCCACGCGAGCGACCGGGAGUGGGUCGGGGCGCUGAGGUAAUGCGUUCAUUUACUCUA
Messenger RNA from Pelagomonas calceolata, 643 nucleotides. The record is from the annotation of a GenBank genome assembly. NCBI's taxonomy places the organism in Eukaryota, Pelagophyceae, Pelagomonadales, Pelagomonadaceae.